AUGACCUACCCUCGCCAUCCCAAUGCCGUUGUUAUAAAGCCUCCAACGCAAACUAUCUCACCACUUAUCAGAUUUGGGAGGUACACGGCACUUGGCCUCGGGAUUCUGUGGGGCGCCUUCCGCUUGCGCCAGAUCCGCGAGCAUCACGCUGAUCUUCGUGAGUGGGAACACGAGAAAGCUGUUGCGAAGGCAGCUGAGGAUGCUAAGAAGAAGAAGUGGGCUUCUCAGGAUGAGAUGCGCUACCUUAUGAAGGUUGUUGAUCUUCCAUUCGAAGAAGGAGUCGCUCAAUUUGGAGUCGCCGAUCUUUAUAGACAGGAUUAG
Molecule: messenger RNA, 321 nt
Organism: Haemonchus placei
Lineage: Eukaryota; Metazoa; Nematoda; Chromadorea; Rhabditida; Trichostrongylidae
Source: the annotation of a GenBank genome assembly